AUGUCCGACCAAGACGUUCUUCAUAACAAGUACAACAAAUUGAGAAGUAUAUACAAAUACUAUAUUGAUUCAUAUACUACGCUGUAUCAGUUAAAAACAGAAACAGAAGAAGAAUUAAAGUCAACUUACAAAAUAAUCAAAGAAGAAUUGAUUGAUUCAAAGAAACAUCCACCACAAAAUAUUAUAAAAGACAUUUUAAAUAUCAUUCCAUAUAAUAAUCGCUAUACAAAGUCAUAUUUGAUACUUGCAAAACUCAUAUCUGAUGAAUUUCAUGUAGAAAAGACCAACAAUGUUAAACCUAUUUCAAACUUCCUAUUUUAUAAAGAAUAUGGAAUUAAAUUAGACAAGUCUGAUGAUUUUGAAAAAAUUAAAUUAGGAAAUCUCGAUAUUCAUAUCGAAAAUACGAUCUACAGAGCAAUUAUGAAUAAUGAUAAAGAAAAGUUUAUUGUCUUCAUUGAAAGUGAAGGAUUUAAUGAUAAUCAAACACUUGAAAGCAAUUUAUAUCCAGAAUUAGAGAAAGGAUAUUCAUUACUUGAAUUAUGUUGUUACCAUGGAGCAGUUGAUUGUUUCAAGUUAUUAAGAUCGAAAUUUAAAUCACCAAUAACUCAAACAUGUCUUGAAUUAUCAUUUCUAGGAGGAAAUCCGGAGAUUAUGAGUGAAUGUUUGAAAUAUCAAAAACCAAAUGAAAAAUGCAUGGUAAAUUCAAUUAUUUCA
Trichomonas vaginalis G3 is the source of this 714-nucleotide messenger RNA. Its product is annotated as protein of unknown function (DUF3447). The annotation marks the transcript as partial. The record is from RefSeq and is a predicted model, not a curated record. The transcript has a single exon. NCBI's taxonomy places the organism in Eukaryota, Parabasalia, Trichomonadida, Trichomonadidae.